Nannizzia gypsea CBS 118893 is the source of this 783-nucleotide messenger RNA. RefSeq lists its product as hypothetical. Bases 1 to 783 code for a protein of 260 amino acids. Lineage: Eukaryota; Fungi; Ascomycota; Eurotiomycetes; Onygenales; Arthrodermataceae. The transcript has 2 exons. The record is from RefSeq and is a predicted model, not a curated record.
AUGGCGGAAGUAUCAUUUGCGAAGAGCUUCUUGGCUUCUCUAGACUCGAAGCCAAUCAAAGUCCCAGCUGAUACGGUCUAUGACCCUCAGACAUUCGCCCCUCGUUUCCCGAUAAUUCUCCCACGUCUAACUGACCCUCCCCAUCCGCCUAUGCCAAAGAAAGUCAAGACCACUGCACCACCAGGCUCAUCCAAGGGAAUCACCGUUCACUUAAAGUCAGCACGGAAUCCUGUACUAGAUAUCAAGCUUCCAAACGUGGCUCUUGCUACCGCAACGGUCCAGGAACUUAAGGAUGCCGUUCACCAGAGAAUACGUCCCAGCAACGCAACAGACCCCGACCAGAGAGUGCCAUUGGACAAGAUAAAGCUAUUAUGGAAACGCAAGCCCGUUCAAGGAACUUCUAUUGCCGAUAUUUUGGCAGACGAAUCCGACAUAAUUAGGGGAAAUAGCCCAGCAGAGUUCAGUGUGAUGGUUUUGGGAGGAGCGUCUAUUAUUCCGGAGGAAGAGUUGAAGGCUGCUGCCGCGGCCACAACAAAGGCGGCUAGACCUCUUUUCGAAUCGGACCCACAGGAGGAUACGGAGAUGAAGGAUCCCGGCUCAGAAGAAGUGCAAGAAACACCGCAGAGCGAUGCAUCCUUGCGCUCUGAGUUUAAGGACCUUUAUGAUGCCGACACUUUCUGGGAGGAUAUGAGGAUAUUCAUACAAGAGAGGAUGCCAAACCCAGAUAAUGCCCCGGCUAUGGUCUCUAUCUUUAAAGCUGGGCUGAAGGACUACUUGAAAUAG